UACCACAUCAUCGAGCUACCGACCAAGUGACGAAAUAUAUAUUAAAAUACGAAAUGAUAAAAUAUGGGAACCAACGGUAAUUACAUCCCGAAAACAUAAAUAUUCAUGUAUUGUUUCAACACCAGGAGGACUAGAUAAACGAAGACACGCUGAUCACAUCAGACCACGGGUGUCCUCCACCUCCAAAACCCCGAGGAAUGAAAGGGUGCAUUCUUCUAUGCUGCCGGCGACUGCUUCUCCAGAUAUUAGAAAUAUUAGAAUGGAAACAACAAUAAGCGAAAGGCUAACUAUUAGCAAGAAUUCGGCAGCAGUAACAUCGCAGUCGCCUACAAAUGUACCAAUUUCUCUAAAUUCACCUUCACAGCAUCGAAGUUAUACUCCUCACCUGUUCCGGUCUCCACUCCUGUGCCAUUUGCUCCACGUCGAAUUAAUCGACGUAUACAUACAGGCACCCCGCCGUCUGAUCAACAAGAUGUAGAUGGGGAGGAAUGUUUUAACCUUCUUUUCCAUAUUCUAUUAUUUGAAUUAUUAUACAUCGAACACAUUGUCAUUUUUGCCACCUAUUAUUAAUACAUAUAUCUUACGUUAAGUACCUAUGUCUUGAAAACCUUGUUUUAUUUUAUUAAACUCAUCUGUUUACAAGGACAAUAAAAAAAGCAUGUUAACCUCAAAAUAUAAGUAAAUGAAAAAUACCUUCUUUUUUUAUUAUGACUUGAUUUAAUUGUAUCUGUGUAAUUGGUAUAAUAACUAUGAACCUAAAACUAGAAUUUUAACUAUUUAUUUUCGUUUUGUUUUUAAAAUAAAUUUUAUCAUCAUUAAAAUAUACGACAACACCGCGCACGCCUUCGUUAACGUUGACGUUCUCGUUGUGUGCUUCGUAGGUACCUACUUCAGAUUUUAAGGUUGCAUACGUUUCUGUUUUUGUUUAACAUUCACAGCUGUAAAUGAAAACUAUUAGAGAAUAUUUUUUCUAAAACAUUUUGCUAAUUCAAAUAUAAUAGGUCUAACACAACCAUUAUGGCUUCGAACGAAGGGCGAACUACUCAAUCAAACUUGCAUCAGCAAGACUUAUCUAAAUUGGAUGUCACAAAAUUAUCUGCUCUCUCUCCCGAAGUCAUAUCAAGGCAGGCGACGAUUAACAUCGGUACAAUUGGACAUGUAGCUCAUGGAAAAUCUACUGUUGUGAAGGCUAUUUCAGGAGUACAAACUGUAAGGUUUAAGAAUGAAUUGGAAAGAAAUAUUACGAUCAAAUUAGAGCGCCUGUCGGAUUCAGUUGUAAAAUUGUAUCGCGAAAGAGCAGAUGAAAAACAUGAAAGUAUAUUUAUUGAAAAAGUUAGAAAAGUAAAAAAGAGAACUAUACCUGUAGAACAUGAAGAUGCACCAGCUAUUAAGAAAAAAAAGAGAAACAAUAUAAAAAAUGCAGAAGAAUAUAUUGUUGAGAAAAUACUAGGGUUCAAGUAUGAAAAUGGAAAAGAAUACUUUCAUGUGAAAUGGAAAGGAUGGUCUGAUAGUGAAAAUACUUGGGAACCUAUUGAAAACCUAGAUAACUGUCCUGCAAUAAUAAAAAAUUUUUUGGAUGAAGAAGAAACUAGAUUCUGUGUUAAAAUACAAAAACUCAAAGAAGAAAUCUCAUUUGGCAACCUCUUAGAAGAUAAUAAUCUCAUUGAAAGAUUUACUGAAUUUGAAGAUGCAGAUCUCAGCAAAAUAAAAGAGAAUUUACAAUUAAAAUUUUUGUCAAUACUGUUCUUAACUGAGAAAGAGGAGCAUUGUGGAGCCACACUGGUUGAAGAAACUAGAGAUAUCCUACAAUUAUAUGUAUUGGUUAGGAAGAGAUGUAAACAAUUAAUGCAAUUGAAAGAAUGGGAGGAUCAUUUAAAUCAGGUUGAUAAGUCAAAAAAAAUAUCAGUACAAAAUAAUGUAGAUUUUGCUGGACCACCAGAAAAUUUCACAUACAUAAAUCAAUCAAUACCUGGCACUGGUGUCAUCAUUCCGGAUGAACCCCCAAUAGGCUGUGAGUGUACAGCUUGUAAUUGCAGAUCUAAGUCUUGUUGUGGGAUGCAAGCAGGCUUCUUUGCCUAUACCAUUAAUAAGAGACUUCGUGUUGCACCAGGCACACCAAUUUAUGAAUGUAACAAAGCAUGCAAAUGUUCGUCUGAAUGCAGCAAUCGAGUUGUACAAAAUGGACGAAACAUUAAAUUAACUAUUUUCAAAACAUCAAAUGGGUGUGGAUGGGGUGUAAAAACCGAGCAAAAAAUUAGAGAAGGACAAUUCAUAUGUCAAUAUAUCGGUGAAGUUAUCUCAUUCGAAGAAGCUGAAAAACGAGGAAGAGAAUAUGAUGCAAAUGGAUUGACUUAUCUGUUUGAUCUUGAUUUUAAUUCUGUUGAAAACCCAUAUGUUGUUGAUGCUGCACAUUUAGGAAAUAUAUCACAUUUCAUCAAUCAUUCAUGUGAUCCAAAUCUGGGUGUAUGGGCAGUAUGGGCUGACUGCCUAGAUCCUAAUCUUCCAAUGCUAGCUUUAUUUGCUACUCGAGAUAUUGAGAUUGGAGAAGAAAUAUGCUUUGACUAUUUACAAAAAUCAUCUGACAUUGAUGAUAAUACUGAUGAUGGUUCUUCUCUCCUAAUUAAAUCGAGUUAUAAUGAUGAUAUUAGUCUAAGUAAUGUUUCAGAGAUAGGGACUGCUUCUUCUCCAGCUUCUCCUUUAAAAUCAAGGUUUGAAAUUCAACAACAAAACAUGGCAAUGUUGCGAAACCGUACUGAAUGCAAAUGUGGUGCUAUGAAAUGCAGAAAAUAUUUGUUCUAGUUAUAAACUUUAUAAUAGAUUACAUUGUGAAAAUAUAGUAACAUACCUUUACAAUCUCAAAAAAUUGGAGGAUAUUUGUAUAUCUUCCUCAAUAUAACCUAACCUGUAUAAAAUGUUCUACAAAUGGGCUUAAGGAGAGCCCUUAUACUGUGGUGGUGUGGUGGUCAUAAAACUUCCAACAAAAUAAAAAACCAAUGACUGAAAAUAAUUAAAUUUUUUUUGUAUUAUUAUUUGAUAUGAUAGAUAUCAAAUAAGGAAAUAUACAAAUAGACUGUAAAUUUGGUAAGGUUUUUACAAAAUAAAAUACUAAUCAUAAUCAAAAACGCAUACCUUGGACAAGCAUGAUGUAUGCGGCUCAAGCUAGCUGCAAGUCUUAUUAGCUAGAUAUGCUGAAAGUAUUCAUAGCUCACCUAUGCGAGUAUGUACGUGUAAUAUGAUGUUUAGCAAUUGUCUUAAUUAACAGGUCAUGGUUGGAAGUGAUUCAAAGAAAGAAUAUAGUAAAGAGCUCCUUAUUCGCGGGGUAUAUAAUAAUAUAUUCCGUAAAUAUGCCGCGAAUACAAAAACCGUGAAUAUGGAAUGGUAAUGUGGCUCUUACCGUAGGACAGAACGUCUCAUGUGGCCGCAUUUAAAAAUGUACAGAAAUAUGGUUGAUUUACAUACAACAUACUUUAGGCAUAUUUGUAAUAAGGUCUAUUUUACUUUAUUAUCAGUCCAUUUGGCGACGCAUUUACAAAGGAAAGUCUGUUGGAUAUAUUGGAAUGAUAUAUCUAUGUUUAUGUAUCCAUUAGAUCCGCGAAUAAAAAAAUCUUUAAAAGCUAACAUAGGAAUUGGAUAGUCUAUUAUGACGUAAUAGAUGAAUGUAUUAGUGCAUACCAGACAAAAUUUAGAAUACACUCACAGAGAACAUACUACAAGACUUAGCCAAAAUGUAUUAGUAUCAAGAAUCUGUCCGUCUUUUUGACUCAUAUCGAUUUGGCCAAUUAAUCUAUGUAACCAGGAUAACAAUGGACCAACAGACUAAAAAACCUAAAUAUGUUUAAAUACCUUUAAAUGUUAAUUGUUAGUUAUUCUGCUACUUUAAAUAAACAAAACCAAACUGGUACCAAUUUGUGCCUUUUAGUUUCUAGGAAUGAAAACGACCACAAACUCAUUUUGUUAAAUCUUAAGUCUUACCUAUUUAACGUUUUUUUAAUAUAAGUAUUAUGAAAUAUUACAAUUAUGUAUAUGUAUUGUUGUGUAUAUUUUUAAGAUAGACUAAAUAAUAAAAAAUGGUUGCCUAA
Bombyx mori (domestic silkworm) is the source of this 4079-nucleotide messenger RNA. RefSeq names its product translation initiation factor 2 gamma subunit (gene Eif2g). The record is from RefSeq and is a predicted model, not a curated record. The transcript is spliced from 3 exons. Gene Ontology annotation, cellular component: nucleus; eukaryotic translation initiation factor 2 complex; cytosol. Gene Ontology annotation, molecular function: histone H3K9 methyltransferase activity; GTP binding; zinc ion binding. Gene Ontology annotation, biological process: formation of translation preinitiation complex. NCBI's taxonomy places the organism in Eukaryota, Metazoa, Arthropoda, Insecta, Lepidoptera, Bombycidae. Bases 1018 to 2799 code for a protein of 593 amino acids.